Molecule: messenger RNA, 1485 nt
Organism: Alternaria alternata
Lineage: Eukaryota; Fungi; Ascomycota; Dothideomycetes; Pleosporales; Pleosporaceae
Product: P-loop containing nucleoside triphosphate hydrolase protein
Exons: 2
Coding region: 1-1035 (344 amino acids)
Biological process (GO): iron-sulfur cluster assembly
Cellular component (GO): cytosol
Molecular function (GO): ATP-dependent FeS chaperone activity; 4 iron, 4 sulfur cluster binding; ATP binding
Source: RefSeq, a predicted model, not a curated record
AUGGCGCCCUCCCUAGAAGAGCCAGUACAGGUCGAUUUCGAAGCGCCACUCAAGGCUGCGCCGAAACUCGUUGCGCCUGAGCCAGAACACUGUCCUGGUCCCGAAUCCCUCACAGCCGGUCAAGCAGAUUCAUGCGCAGGAUGUCCCAACCAGUCAAUAUGCGCCUCCGCACCCAAGGGCCCCGAUCCCGACAUACCCAUCAUAACCGCACGCCUCUCCUCGGUGAAGCACAAGAUCCUCGUCCUCUCCGGUAAAGGCGGCGUCGGAAAGUCGACCUUCAGCACAAUGCUAUCACAUGGCUUCGCAUCGAAUCCGUCAUCGACGGUCGGGCUCAUGGACACAGACAUCUGCGGACCCAGCAUACCAAAGAUGAUGGGUGUGGAAGAAGAGACAAUACACGUCAGCGGAGAAGGAUGGGAACCGGUAUGGGUCAGCGAGAACCUCGGAGUCAUGAGCGUACAGUUCAUGCUACCAAACCGCGACGAUGCAGUAAUAUGGCGAGGCGCAAAGAAGAACGGUCUCAUCAAGAAAUUCCUCAUGGACGUAACUUGGGGGGAACUGGACUUUCUGAUCGUCGACACACCACCGGGCACAUCCGACGAACAUCUCUCUGUAAACUCGUUCCUCAAAGCCAGCGGCGUCGAUGGCGCGGUCCUCGUUUCCACACCCCAAGAAGUCUCGCUUCUCGAUGUUAGGAAAGAGAUUGAUUUUUGCCGGAAAGCCGGCAUACCUAUACUGGGCAUCGUUGAGAAUAUGAGCGGUUUUGUGUGCCCGGGUUGCAAACAUGAGUCUCAGAUAUUCAGAGCGAGUACGGGUGGUGCAGCAAGGCUGGCUAAGGAUCAAAAUAUACCCUUCUUGGGCAAGGUACCACUGGACCCGAGGAUAGGCAUGGCAUGCGAUUUUGGGGAGAGUUUCUUAACAGCGUACCCGGACAGUCCGGCAUGUGCUGCUAUCAAAGAGGUUGUCAGGAGAGUUGGGGAGGAGAUUGGGCUGAAUAGGGAAGAGGUGCUGCCUGUGGAUGAAGAGGAAGUCUGAUAUUGUCAAACACUAAUGAGGUUUGUUUAUGAAUAGGGAUUAUUGAUAUUGUAAAUUGAGCAGCAUAAAUAGUGUUACGCAUCAGCAUAUACUCGUGGACGAACCCGCUUGUCGCCAAUAGCACACACGAUCACAUGAUACAGAGUCCCUCAGUCGGCCCGUGGCAGAAACGUAAAAACUUACGAAGACGGUUGACGCAAGCAUCGCAGAUCACCACAAUGGACUCACUGGAACAUGACAUACAAAAGAACACAAGAGAUAGAGUGAUACGAAUUAGGGGUAUCUUCUCGUUUUGUGUUUUCAUGAGGCGAUGCCAAUGCAGACUUGCGGUACUGUAAUGCUACCUGAUGGAAACCACACUCGUGAACAAGCAUAGCCACUUGACCCCUCUUGUCACCGUCAUCCACUGCCACAAUGGCGCCGCCCCGUUGGAUCUUCGUGUGGCAGAUU